AUAAUAUACAAAUGCAGUGAUGUGCUGAAUGACGGAUGGGAACAGAUAUAAUAAUCACAGUUUGAAGCUGGAGACAGAAACAUCAGACUCAGGACAGAAACACACAACCUCUAAAAAAUGGAGCAAACUCUAUAUUUCAUUCUUCUUCUCGUUGCUCUCUGCUCGGUAUCUGAAUGUGUUCAGCGUCAGUAUCACUUUAUAAAUGAGAUGAAGACCUGGACUGAAGCUCAGAGAUACUGCAGAGAGAAUUACACAGAUCUGGCCACCGCUGACAACAUGAACGACAGGAACGAGCUGAUGAAGAGUGUGAAUGGUGGAGGUUUUCAGUUUGUCUGGAUUGGGCUGCAGAAGACGGGUCAUGAUGAAUGGCAUUGGUCUUCAGGUGAACCUGCGCUCUAUCUGAACUGGGAGCAUACACAACCAGAAGGAAGAGAUGAUUGUGCUGUGAUGAAAAAUGGAGAAUGGCAUGAUUUGCCAUGUAAUGCAUCCCAACAUUUCAUUUGCAACAACAUUGAGUUUAUUUAUAGAUCAAACACAGGACUCGUCUUUGUCAAUCAGAUGAAGAAUUGGAGAGACGCUCAGAGUUACUGCAGACAGAAUCACACUGAUCUGGUCAGUGUGAGAAACCAGGAUGAGAAUGAGAAGGUUGUGAAGAUGAUUAGUGAUAAUAAUAAAUCUGGAUCAUUUGUCUGGAUCGGUCUGUUCAGAGUCAGAGACUCAUGGCAGUGGUCAGAUCAGAGUAACUCUUCAUUCAGAUACUGGAAGUCUGAUCAGCCUGAUAAAUAUGGAGGUGUUGAAACCUGUACAGUGAUUGAACCAGGAGCUCAGGGACGAUGGAUUGACAUCUCUUGCAAUGAUCAAUAUCCUUUUGUGUGUCAUGAAGAUAAACUGAUUGUGAUCAGAGAGAAUCUGACGUGGUCUGAAGCUCUGAGAUACUGCAGACAGAAUCAUGUGGAUCUGGUCUCGGUUCAUUCAGAAGAGAUUCAGCGUCGUGUGAUGAACGUGGUUAAACUGGCGUCUACUGCGGAGGUGUGGUUGGGUUUACAUAACUACUGCAUCAUGAACAUGUGGCUCUGGGUGAGUGGAGAGACUGUGUGCUAUCAGAACUGGGCUCCAGGGAACAGAACGAAACCGGAAAACUGUAAACUCGAGAAGAGAAAAGGAGCAGUUCAGUCUGGAGGAGAUCAGCGCUGGAUCAGCCGUCCUGAAACUGACAAACUCAACUUCAUCUGCAUAAAUACAAGGUGAAGGACACGCGAAUGUUUGUGUGUUUACUUACAUCAACUGUUUUGAUACUUCAUUAUUUUUCUGAUUUACUUUUAUAUGUUUGAUUUGUUAUUUAGUCAUUUCUGAGAGAAUCUGCUGAUUGUGCAUUAAAAAAUAAUUCUCUUUUAUUUCUUUAUUUUAAUGACAUAAUGUGCUAUUAACAGAUUUAAGAUUCUGCCAAUUGUAUCACUAAAGUUAAACCGUAAAUACAGGUUUGGUGUUAAAUGUAACGUGAAAGAUUAUUUUAGUGCCUCAGUACAAGCAGCAGUGCAGAACUCACAUGAACUGACCAUCUCUUCCUCUUUACUUCUAGUUACCACAGCAAAUAAACAUGAACGAUUAUCAGAAGUGUUGAGAGAAACAGAAUCACAUCUCAUGUAAUCACUCAGAGUUUCAAGACGUCAAACAAUGUCCCUGAAAAGCCAUUGAGUAUAAACUCUAAACUUGUUACUUAACUAGAAAAAAUAAAAAUAAAAAGGGUAAUUUUGCUAAAUAUAUGCACUUA
Molecule: messenger RNA, 1771 nt
Organism: Cyprinus carpio (common carp)
Lineage: Eukaryota; Metazoa; Chordata; Actinopteri; Cypriniformes; Cyprinidae
Product: C-type mannose receptor 2-like
Exons: 5
Coding region: 118-1248 (376 amino acids)
Source: RefSeq, a predicted model, not a curated record